This is a messenger RNA of Cottoperca gobio, 2410 nucleotides long. RefSeq names its product dual specificity phosphatase 22a (gene dusp22a). Gene Ontology annotation, cellular component: cytosol. The transcript is spliced from 7 exons. Lineage: Eukaryota; Metazoa; Chordata; Actinopteri; Perciformes; Bovichtidae. Gene Ontology annotation, biological process: protein dephosphorylation; signal transduction. Bases 363 to 989 code for a protein of 208 amino acids. The record is from RefSeq and is a predicted model, not a curated record. Gene Ontology annotation, molecular function: protein tyrosine phosphatase activity.
GUACAGCUGAGCUGACGACGACAUGCUGUGAUGUCACUUACCGGAUGAACCCGUAGCUGCCGUUGUUUCACGUCAAAACAAUCCGGAAGACGAUACAGCAUGACGGAACUAUUGUUGGAGCUGAGACGAGGUUAAGGCUGCAAUAAUAACAUCAGGCUACUGUUUUAAUCACGGUGUUGGAACUUAAUAAUGUUGUUGAAUACAAGACAAACAUAGCGGCUCAAGCGAAGGCUGUCCACUGUGUUAUAAGUUUGCAAACAGUCAGUCCAGUAUCGCGUUUUGGCUUCAAAGUCCAUGUUAAGAUAUCGUUGCAGAUCUAGAUAUUGAAGUGUUAGCUCAUCGCAGACUGCUUCAGAGCCACCAUGGGCAAUGGAAUGAAUAAGGUUGUCGAUGGACUCUACCUUGGGAAUAUAAGAGAUGCAGAAAACAGAGAAAGUCUGGCUAAAAAUGGCAUCACCCACAUUCUGUCUGUAUACAACAAUGCUAAACCCGUGUUUGAGGACAUGACGUAUCUUUGUAUUCAUGCGGCUGAUGCGUCCAGCCAGAACCUAUUACAACAUUUUAAAGAGUGCAUCAGCUUCAUCCAUGAAUGUCGCUUGAAUGGUGGAUCUUGUCUCGUUCACUGCCUUGCAGGUGUGUCCCGUAGCACUACUAUGGUGGUGGCCUACCUGAUGACUGUCACCCACUACAGCUGCGUCGAGUGUCUGUCUGCAGUCAAGGCUGUUCGCUCCUUUGUCGGCCCAAACUAUGGCUUCCAGCAGCAGCUGCAGGAGUACCAGACAACACAGGUCUCAGAGUACCGAGAAUGGUUACGGUCCAGUUUCCGUCCCUGUCCAUUUAAUGACGAGGAGCAGGUCGGUGCCCUGCUGAGCCAGUACACAGAGCAACAGGAGAGCCAGAGGAGAGGAGCAGACCAGCACUGGACAAAUCGAGGUGUAGGUGUGUCUGCUCUGCCGUCCGACCCUGAUGAUCCUGAAAGCAGCAGCUGAAAAAUGGGCAUCUAAUGAUGCUGAAGUCCUGCCCAAUGCUGUCUGUAAAUGGCAGCUAUUAUUCUGUACUUAAUUCCAAAUCAACCCCAAGUUGUAUCCAAUUUUAAGGCCUUUGUUCAACUCUGAAAGUGUCCCUUAAAAGCUAAGCAUAUCUUUUACAUUUUUAUUUAUAUCAGUCUGAUCAUUUUUAAUCAAUGGAGGUUGAUUUAGAAUUGGGCUACAGACUCUAAUCCACUACCAGUACCUUUCUUGCUCUCUUAACUGAGUACAGCCACAACCAGGGUAUCGGUGCUCACAGACGCCUUACUCUAAACACUUCAGCACCUUAGCCAUGAUGAAUAAACUCUACACCUGCAAUGUUCUCGGUAGCCUUAAAGAAGGGACCAAUUAAUACUGUCUUAAAGGAACAUUUUGUCUCUCAUUGUGUGGAUGUCUAGUUUGUGCUGGUGGACAAUGAAAUCCACAAAUCUCCAACCAAUUUGAUGCCACAUAUUGUGAGCAGUUAUUCUGACUCGUACCAGCAUGCAGUCCUUUUUAGUCUCACUCUUAGAUGAACACUGCAGCUGGGGAAGUUAGCAUGCUUGGCGGGCUGACGGCAUUACAUUUGUUAUUAUGUAAAUCCUACUGAAAGCAAGUGUUUGCUGCUUGCCUGUUAAAUAUGUUACGUUGCAUGUUCCAGUUUAAUACACAGUAACUAAACAAUGGUCAUGGUGUUGUUAGCGAAUACACUAGCCACUUACAUAUGUUGUAACAACAAUAAAUAUAUUACUGUAGCACAUCACUGCCCAGGUAGUAAACAGCAUUUUUUUCCACCCGGUUGGAUACUCUUCUCUCAUUCCAGCUGGUACUUUUCGCUUCAUCUUUGAAGAAAAUGUCAAGCCAUCUACUGUACCAAUGUCUGCAACAUAAUCGAGCUCCCAGCAACUCUGACCCAGUAAGCAAACCUGUUGAGUUAUCUCUUAUCAGCCUGAGAGGACAAAAGGAAAAAAGUACAACAGCCAAACCCUCUGUGGUUUGUCAAUCAUCAACUGAUGUCAGAAGAGCCAGGCGUGACAUGUGUUCGUUAACUUCAACUGCUUCCGCUGUCUAUACAGUUGUAGAGAACAUGGCCACUUAACAACACACAGCUAGGAGUAACUCAUGAAGCAAGUUUAAACAUUGGUAAAAUGUUCCUUUAAGUAAUACAUAGCAGGUUGAAUUAGGAAGAUACACAAAGCAUUGCUGACUACAUAUGAAGGAUGUCUGCAGUCUUCCUGAUAUUACUGAAGCACUGAUUUAUCUUUCUAUUGUGUUGAAGCUGAUUUAUAUGUAAUUGGUGUUAUAGAUUCACGGGUGCAGUUGUUUUGAUUGUGUAUUUAUGGUGUUUUUUAUAUUAAAAUGCAGCGAUUGAUGUGGAAAUCCUAAUAAAUCUGUACCAUCGA